AUGAAACACCUCAUUGUCUUCCUCUGCUGUAUUCUCCCUGCCAUAAGCGCCAGGGUCAGCCAGACCCUGCGCUUCACCUGGGAAGAAGGCGCCCCAAACGGACAGUCUCGCCAUCUCAUCUACACCAACGGGCAGUUCCCUGGUCCGCCGCUGAUCUUGGAUGAAGACGACGAGGUCGAGAUUACAGUCAUCAAUGACUUGCCUCGGAACACUACUGUCCACUGGCACGGUUUGACUCAACCCGGAACCCCCUGGUCAGACGGGGUUAUUGGCCUCACCCAACAGCCAAUUCUACCCGGGGAAUCGUUCAUCUACCGGUUCACGGCCACCCCCCCCGGGACGCACUGGUAUCACUCGCACGAGCGCAUGUCGCUUGUCGAUGGGCUGUACGGCGCCAUCUUCAUCAAACCAAAGCAUGCGCAGACCGACCUGUGGGCGCAGAUCAGCCCUGACCCGCUGGAGAUCCAAGCCAUGGCCCACGCGGCGGCCAAUCCGCAAUUAAUCGUCGUGUCUGACUGGUCGCAGUAUGUGUCGGAAGAGUACUGGAAGGCCAACGAAGAGUCGGGGCUAUUAGUUUUCUGCGUGGAUAGCAUCCUGGUCAACGGAGUAGGGGCCGUGUUCUGCCCCCCCCUCGACUUCCUCGACAACCAGACCGAGCCGAAUGUACGGCGAACAGCAUUUGGCCCUGAUGAUCAUGUCACCGACAAGGGAUGUCUGCCCUUCCUGGUCCCUAUUGAAGGCGGGCCCUGGAACUACACGUACCACCCGGAGAAGAUCCCACCCCGGAUGCAGGAAGGAUGUGUACCGUCUCCAGGGCAGAACGCAAGCAUCCAAGUCGAUCCCGCCGACGGGUGGGUGAGUCUGAACUUUGUUGCGGCGGCGACCACCGUGCAGUUUGUGGUUUCGCUGGACGAACAUGAACUCUGGCUGUAUGAGAUGAACGGACACUACGUCCGCCCGCGGCCGUUUGUCGCAGCCGUCAUGUCUGCCGGGGAGACUUUCUCCGUGCUCGUCAAGCUCGAUCAACCGGCUGGCAGGUAUACCCUGCGGAUCCCAGACUCGGGGGGCACCCAGGUGAUUUCUGCAUUUGCAGAGAUUGUCUACAAGGGAGCUGAUGAUGAAGAUUCCUCUUCUUCUCCGUGGUUGUCGUAUGGCGGUCUCGCGCUCUCCGAAGAAAUCCAUAGCAGGACCUUUGCUCCAUGGGGAGGCGAUGAUGGAAUGACCCCCUGGCCGUCUGUAGGACCGUACGCCGGUCCAGCAGAUGAAGAGUAUCUGUUGGUGAUGGGUCGAGUGGACUCGGCAUACAACUACACCAUGCGGACGCAUUAUCUGUACCCGCCCAGCUUCCAGGCCGACAGUCCCUUACUCUUCAAUCCGAAUGCCACGGUCGGCACCGAAGAUGAACACCUGGUGAUCCGGACCAAGAACGGUUCCUGGGUUGACUUGAUUCUCGAGGUGUCGACUCUUCCAGGCGACCAGGCGGCGUUCAUGCACUUUAUGCACAAACAUGGGAGUCGGACCUGGCGCAUCGGUCAGGGCCAGGGCCGCUGGAACUAUUCCAGCGUCGAAGAAGCGCGCGCGGAGCGUCCCCAGGACUUCAAUCUUGUGAACCCGGGCUAUAGAGAUACCUGGCUCACCCAGUUCUCUCCUGGAGGCGGCUACUGGAGCGUGUUGCGCUACCAGGUCGACAAUCCGGGGCCCUGGCUCUUCCACUGCCAUGUCGAGCUGCAUCUCAUGGGCGGCAUGGCGCUGGCAAUCCUUGACGGCGUCGAUGUCUGGCCGCAGGUUCCGCCAGAGUACCGUCUGGGAGGGAAUGGCUAUCAUUCUGAGCAGAAUUGGGGGAGCAGAGUUUCUCUCCAGCUUUGGGGAUAUGCAAAGCAAUGGUUAUUGUUUUGGGGUUAG
Messenger RNA from Penicilliopsis zonata CBS 506.65, 1902 nucleotides. RefSeq lists its product as hypothetical. NCBI's taxonomy places the organism in Eukaryota, Fungi, Ascomycota, Eurotiomycetes, Eurotiales, Aspergillaceae. Gene Ontology annotation, molecular function: oxidoreductase activity; copper ion binding. The transcript is spliced from 3 exons. The record is from RefSeq and is a predicted model, not a curated record. The coding region runs from base 1 to 1902 and encodes 633 amino acids.